Darwinula stevensoni is the source of this 1434-nucleotide messenger RNA. The record is from the annotation of a GenBank genome assembly. NCBI's taxonomy places the organism in Eukaryota, Metazoa, Arthropoda, Ostracoda, Podocopida, Darwinulidae.
AGAUUUAGCACGUAGGGGAUACACGUGCUAACAUGGACGCCAUCGAGUGCACAUGCCGAUCGCAUGACCAAUAACGUGGAUGAUUUUCGUGGUUAGUAGGACACAAUUCAUCAUCUUCAAACUUCUGGAUUAACGUCAGCCUAGAUGUCUGGGGAAAAGGUCACUCAAAAGCCGUAUGGGCUGAUACUUCCAAAGAGGACAACAAAGGUGACAUUAGAUGAGUUGGUACAGAGGCAGAGAAGAAAUGCAGCAACAUCUGUGUUCCGGGAUGAUGAAGAGGGGAGUGAGAAAGGUGCCAGUGGAAGUGAUGAUGAGAGUGCUGCUGUGGAACUCUCUGACUGGAGGAUGAAGACCCUCCUCUCUGCUCCUAAACAGAAAUCAAGAAUAAAGAAGCAAACUCAGCUGACCCUUGCAAAAGCCUUGGAAGAUGAUCCAACCGCUUUUCUUUAUGAUGAAGUUUAUGAUGAGAUUCAUGCAAGAAAACCUGACAAAAAGGAAGAUGAAAUGAAAGAUGAGAAAAAGAGUGAUGGUGAAAGAGCUGUGGAGAAGGCAAAGCCAAGAUAUAUUCAAGUCUUGCUCAAGACAGCAGAGCAUAGACUGAGAGAGAAGGAGCGUCGAACAGAAAGAAAGCUGCAGAAGGAAAGGGAAGCAGAAGGAGACCUAUAUGCAGACAAAGAAGCAUUUGUCACUGCAUCUUUCCGUAAAAAAAUGGAAGAAAUGGAAAUGGCUGAAGAACAAGAGAGACAUCAGCGUAUACUUGAAGAAAGAAAUGAUGUGAGGAAGCAAGAGGACCUGGGUAGCUUCUAUCGACACCUAUACAAGCAACAGUACAAUGAGGAAGAAGGCCAAAUCAAAGAUGAGAUGCAUGAGACAGCACCAACAGGCACUGUGAAGGAUAUAGAUGAUGAAAACAAAAUGAAGUCGAAACCUACAGGAAGACGGUAUAGGAAGAGAAAUGCUGAAGUUGACGACGAUGAUGAUGAUGAACAUCCAGAAGAGUUGUGUCCACCUAUAAGGAAGCAAAGAGAGGUGACAAGGGAUACAGGAGGAAUGAGGACAUUACAAGAAGAUGAAGAGAAUAAAGUAACCUGGAAGGAAAGUGGGGCAUUGAGGGAUGGUGAGGAAGACAAGGCAGGAGACCAGAAAAUAAGAACAGCCAUCAAAGAGGAGGCAGUAGAACUCCAUGAAGAUCUUGAUGCAGACAGUGAUAUUGAUAGUAGUGAGCAUGAAAAUGAGGAGACAAAAGUGUCUGCCUCUAUCAUGAGACCUUGGUGGCAGAAAAGGACUGUUGGUACAGUGUUUGAAGCAGCUCGUGCUCGUUUCCUCCAGAGACAGGCUCGAGCAUAGCCUCUUACUGGUCCCUCGUGAUGAUUGUUUUUCCAAUAUGCUUUGGUGAAGAUUACCCCACCCCUCAUUUACUGAAAUGUCUGGAAG